GAUACUAAGGUUGCAGAAGAAACCUCUUGUUCUUUUGAUUUUUUUAAAAAGGAUUUUGGAUGUCAUAAUUAUGUUUAUAAGUAGCUUUUCAUCAAUGUUUCACAUGGAGCUGUUCUAGUUAAAAGUUUGGCUGCCAAGGAACCAUCUGCUCUUACCUUGGAUACUUAUUACAAGCAGUAUUAUCUCUGAUUGGCUGCUGCUGCUACUGCUGCUACUAUCAAAUGGUAAUCCAAUUCUGCAUGCAUAUGAGUUCUACCUAUUUUUCUAUUCAUGUUGUAACUUCCACUCAAGGGCGUAUCUGAUAUAGAGUGGAUGAUCCCAACCAACAAUGAAUGAGAUUAAUGCCUCCAAAAGAGGAAGAGUUGAUGAGUGUGUGCAUGUAGACAAUGAGUUGAGAAAUGUGUGGAGGGUUAGGCAUGCAAGACUCGGUACCGAGUCGGGUCGAGUUCGGGUUAGGUCGAUUUCAAAACCGGAUCGAGUCAGGGUCCAUUUCUCUACGGAUGAAAUGGUGAUGAUCACUGAUCUGGGAACAAUCAUCUCAUCUGAUUACAACCCAAAUGGGCUGCAUCAACAUACCUGCACCUGUCACAUUGCUUUUACCUUAACUGCAGAAGUGCUACCCCAGUUUUGUGGGGUUGGAUCCAAUUCCAGGCCUGAAGAACUGGUGGAAGAGAUCGCUCAGGUUGGGGGGGAUGGAUGAGGAGGAUUUGCAGCGGAUGUCAUAUCUAAAGGCAG
Molecule: messenger RNA, 735 nt
Organism: Magnolia sinica
Lineage: Eukaryota; Viridiplantae; Streptophyta; Magnoliopsida; Magnoliales; Magnoliaceae
Exons: 3
Coding region: 329-700 (123 amino acids)
Source: RefSeq, a predicted model, not a curated record